AUAGAUUGGUUCAUGAGAUCUCAUACAUUCAUGUUAGGAUUGAGUACAUAAAUUUCUUAGGCCUCUCUGUAACUGGUAAGUGCCAAUUUAUUGGGAGGUCUUUAAUUAGCUCUGCACCUUAUUUUGCCUAUGGCCUGAGUUAUAGCCGGAACACUAAUAUAAUUUAUCAAGGCUUAAGAGUCACAUUUGAAUUUUGAAGUAAGCUUCUUGUCUUUGGCUGGGUAAAUUGACUUACGAAUAUUGUUAGACUCAGUCCAUCCCAUUCUGCUUAUGAUUAGAGAUGUUUAACUCAAAGGCUAUUUAUGAAAAUCAACUUUGAGCAUCACCUCUCCAAUGGAAUCUUAUGGUUGCCUUUGCUGAUGAAUUGUAUGGGGUCUUAAGUGACAGUUAAGAGAACACAUAGUGGUGAUUUGAGCAUUGUGAGCCUUUAUUUUGUUGUUGUGUAUGAAAUUCAGAUACUGCACACACUAGACAAAGUCCUAAGACUGAGGCAUUUUCUAAUGUAUUCCCUUUCAUGCAACGUACGGGUGCAAGUGAAUAAUUUUGUGAUUGAGACUUGAUGACUGUUUUGAAGAUGGAUGUUUGGGAAAACCACUAUGGCACUAUGCAUAUGUUCUGUCUUUUUUCUCACAAGUUCGGGUAGGUGAUGCCGAGUUGAAACUGAAAAUUGGAAAGACAGGAACACAAUCAGAUUUUAGGCUAUUGUACGAUAUAGAACUAAUGAGUAGUCCGUCGUCAGCUAACUCACAUGUGGGUGAGGAUGAAGGUGGUGUUGGAGAUAAUAACAAGGGUUCUCCUUUGUGGCAAUAUGUAACAAUUAUCAGUGAAGCUAAGAAGGGACAAGGUGGGAAUUGUGAGUGGAAGUGUAGUUUUUGUGGGAUAAAGUUUCAUGGGUCACAUUAUAGAGUGAAACAACAUCCACUUAAGAUAAGUGGCAAAUGGAUUAGAAUAUGUCAAAAGAUCGGUGAUGCUAAGCAUAUGGAGCUUACUACUUUGAUGGAAUCACAUGAGUUAAGUAAGAAAAUGGCCGGACCUAAAUUAGUUCCUCUCCCUUCAUCAAGCAAGGAAGGUUCUUCGUGUGGAAGUACAUUUAGAGUUGGGCUAGAUCUGCUUGAUGAUAUAGUGGUAGACACUUCUAAGAAGAGGAAAGGAGUGAGUGGACCGCUUGAAAAAGCAUUCAAUAAUGGUGCUAGAGAGCAAUUAGAUGGUGAAAUAGCAAGGAUGUUUUAUACCGGUGGCUUGUCUUUUAAUCUCGCCAAGAAUCCUCACUACAUCCGUGCAUUCAAUCGAGCAUGUGCUUGUCCAAUUGCCGGUUACCGUCCACCCGGUUACAAUGCAUUGCAGACAACUCUUCUAGAGAAAGAAAGAAACCACAUUGAGAGGUUGUUAGAACCGAUUAAGCUCACAUGGAAGGCAAAGGGGGUUAGUGUGUGUAGUGAUGGGUGGUCUGACACUCAAAGAAGACCACUUAUUAAUGUCAUGGCAGCUUGUGAGAGUGGACCUAUGUUCUUGAGGGCUGAAAAUUGUGAAGGAGAAUCCAAAGACAAGCACUUCAUUUCAGACUUGCUCAUUGAUACUAUCUUGGAGAUCGGUCCACAACAUGUAGUCCAGGUAAUCACUGAUAAUGCAAGCAAUUGUAAGGCUGCAGGAGCUAUUAUUAAUGCUAGAUUCCCACAUAUAUUUUGGACUCCAUGUGUGGUGCAUACACUUAACCUUGCUUUAAAGAACAUAUGCACACCUAGCUCAAUUGUGUCUAAUAGGGCAGCUUAUGAUGAAUGUAAUUGGAUUAGCCAAAUAGUCGAUGAUGUGUAUUUUGUAAAGAAUUUCAUCAUGAACCAUGGUAUGAGGUUGGCUAUGUUCAAUCAACAUUCUUCAUUGAAGAUGUUAUCGGUUGCCGAGACACGUUUUGCAUCCGUUGUUGUAAUGCUUAAGAGGUUUAAAAAGAUUAAGCAAAAUCUACAACGCAUGGUGAUUAGUGAUGAAUGGGAUAAUUAUAAGGAUGAUGAUGUGGGAAAAGCAACGGCGGUGAGUGAUUACAUUAUAAGUAAUGAAUGGUGGAAGAAAAUUGACUAUAUCUUUUCCUUUACAUUACCUAUAUAUGUGAUGCUUAGAAGAUGUGACACGGAUGAGCCAUGUCUUCACAAGGUAUAUGAGUGGUGGGAUACCAUGAUUGAAGAAGUGAAGGUGGCUAUCUAUAAGGAAGAAUGCAAGGAAUAUGUAGAGGAGUCUCCAUUUUACAAUGUGGUGUAUUCCAUUUUGCUUGCAAGAUGGACCAAGAGCUCCACACCUCUUCAUUGCAUGGCACACUCAUUGAACCCAAGAUAUUAUAGUAUGGAAUAUCUUAAUGGAGCUCAUAAUCGUAUUCCUCCACAUCAAGAUAGUGAGAUUGGAAAAGAGAGAAAAGAAUGUCUCAAGAAGUACUUUGCUAAUGAAGAUGAGAGGAGGAUGGUUAAUGAGGAGUUUGCCUCUUUUUCGGCAUGCUUGGAUGAGUUUGCAAGUAGUGAUUCCAUGAAUGAUAGAGGUAAAAUGGACCCUAUAAAAUGGUGGAUUGUUCAUGGUUCUACCACACCAAAUAUCCAAAAGCUAGCCUUAAAAUUACUAGGGCAACCUUGCUCCUCUUCAUGUUGUGAGAGGAAUUAGAGCACCUACAAGUUUAUACACUCAUUGAGAAAGAAUAGGAUUACACCUCAAAGAGCCGAAGACUUGGUUUUUGUUCAUAACAAUCUUAGGCUCCUUUCAAGAAGAACCCCACAAUACAAAAAUGGGGAUAUGUGGGAUAUUUGAGGAGAUGAUUAUGAUACAAUGGUUAAUGUGAAUGGUGGUAUGCUUGAGAUUGCAAACCUCUCUCUUGAUGAACCGGACUUGGAAGGUGUAAUAUUUGACAAUGAGGAUGAAGAUGAUUGAAGAGAGGAAGACAUCACAUUCUAUAUAUCAUGGUUACUACUUCUUAUUUUUUAUUUUGCUUGAACUUAUUUAGUUAAUUAAUGGACUUAUGUAGUUAUGUUUAUUGUA
Molecule: messenger RNA, 3012 nt
Organism: Argentina anserina (silverweed cinquefoil)
Lineage: Eukaryota; Viridiplantae; Streptophyta; Magnoliopsida; Rosales; Rosaceae
Exons: 3
Coding region: 721-2640 (639 amino acids)
Molecular function (GO): protein dimerization activity
Source: RefSeq, a predicted model, not a curated record